Molecule: messenger RNA, 737 nt
Organism: Notechis scutatus (mainland tiger snake)
Lineage: Eukaryota; Metazoa; Chordata; Lepidosauria; Squamata; Elapidae
Gene: SSBP1
Product: single stranded DNA binding protein 1
Biological process (GO): mitochondrial DNA replication; positive regulation of helicase activity
Cellular component (GO): mitochondrial nucleoid
Molecular function (GO): single-stranded DNA binding
Source: RefSeq, a predicted model, not a curated record
GCUCUAGGCCACGGCAUCUCUAUGGCGAGCAGCUUUCCCUUUGGGUACAUAUACAGGAAGCGUCUGGAAGUCACGUGAGGGUUUCUCGUGUGUUGGCUGGGCGCGCCGAGGCAUUUGAUCGCGUCCGCUGGAAAGCAAACAAAACAUCUCCAAAAGUAAUCAACAAAUGAAACAGCAACAAUGUUCCACAGGCCAUUAUUUCAGGUGAUGCGCCAGUUUGUAAGACAUGAAUCUGAGAUCUCAACAACCCUAGAAAGAUCUUUAAAUCGUAUCCAACUGCUUGGUCGAGUAGGACAGGAUCCGGUCAUGAGACAAAUGGAAGGAAAAAACCCUGUCACAAUUUUCAGCCUAGCCACCAAUGAGAUGUGGCGAUCGGGAGACAGUGAGGUGGUUCAAGCAGAUGAUGUUACACAGAAGACUACAUGGCACAGAGUUUCCGUGUUCAGGCCAGGGCUGAGAGACUUAGCUUAUCGGUUUGUGAAGAAAGGUGCUCGGAUCUACGUGGAAGGAAAGAUAGAUUAUGGCGAAUAUAUAGAUAAAAACAACGUGAGGCGGCAAGCCACAACAGUCAUUGCAGAUAACAUUAUUUUCCUGACUGAUUCUAAGGAAGCGUUUCCUGAGUCGACUUAAAAGAAAAGGAAUGAAGCAAAUGGGAUUUGGACUGAGGGUUAAGCUGUGCUUUUUUUCCCCCUUUCUAUUGUAAGCUUUUCCUAAUACCAUGAUCAUGUCUUUGUUGU